CACGUGAUGCGGGCGAGGGGAUUGGAGCUGCGGCAGAGCGCGGCGACAGAGAGGAGCAGCGCUGGGCGCUCGUGGCGGGUCCUCCUCCUCCGCCGCCUUCAGGCUUCUUGUCUCUGCUGCUCGCCGCUGCUCGCCGUCCGCAUCCCCAGUCCCGGCGCCUGGAGGAGGAGGAGACGCCGCUGCCAGCAGGGUCCCCGCCGCAGUCGCCCACCGUCCCUCGGAGCCUCUCUUCUCUGCUCGCACCUCUCCGCGCCAAGAUGGGGCUGCUGGACUCAGAGCCCGGCGGCGUCCUGAACGCGAUGUCCACCGCAUUCAACGACACCGUGGAGUUCUAUCGCUGGACCUGGUCCAUCGCAGAUAAACGCGUAGAAGACUGGCCGCUCAUGCAGUCUCCAUGGCCAACGCUAAGCAUAAGCACCCUCUAUCUUCUAUUCGUGUGGCUGGGUCCAAAGUGGAUGAAAGACCGAGAGCCCUUCCAAAUGCGCUUAGUGCUCAUAAUCUAUAAUUUUGGCAUGGUUUUGCUUAACCUCUUCAUCUUCAGAGAGCUAUUCAUGGGAUCAUACAACGCAGGAUACAGCUAUAUUUGCCAGUCAGUGGAUUAUUCUAAUAAUGUUAACGAAGUCAGGAUAGCUGCUGCCCUGUGGUGGUACUUUGUGUCGAAAGGCGUUGAAUAUUUGGACACAGUGUUUUUUAUCCUGAGGAAGAAAAACAACCAGGUGUCUUUCCUUCACGUGUACCAUCACUGUACCAUGUUCACACUGUGGUGGAUUGGAAUCAAGUGGGUGGCUGGAGGCCAAGCAUUUUUCGGGGCCCAGAUGAAUUCUUUCAUCCACGUGAUCAUGUACUCCUACUAUGGGCUGACGGCCUUCGGCCCCUGGAUCCAGAAAUAUCUUUGGUGGAAGAGAUACCUGACCAUGUUGCAGCUGGUUCAGUUCCACGUGACCAUCGGGCACACGGCGCUGUCUCUCUACACCGACUGCCCCUUCCCCAAGUGGAUGCACUGGGCUCUGAUCGCCUACGCCAUCAGCUUCAUCUUCCUCUUCCUCAACUUCUACACUCGGACAUACAAUGAGCCCAAGCAGGCAAAAACCGGAAAGACCUCCACGAAUGGUAUCUCAGCGAACGGCGUGAAUAAAUCAGAGAAAGUGUUAGAAAAUGGGAAACCCCAGAAAAACGGGAAGCCAAAAGGAGAGUAAAUUGACUGGGCCUUAACUGGUAGACAGUGAGGAAACUCCUGUGUCAUUUAAAAGUUCAGGGGCAACAGAAGCGGAGGGUCUGGGGUGGGGAGAAAGGCAGAUAGAGUCUAUGCCCCUCAGACUGAGUAAACCUUUCAAUAUAUGGUACCCAGAUGUUUUAUUUAUGAAGUUUUUAUUUUAAACGUUUUUUUUUUUUUAUUAGCCUUCAUGUUGUCCAGACCAAAGCAAUCCCAAUGUGACCUUGGAGCCUCUCCUCCUGUUCACAUCCACCUGUGCAAUAGGUGGAAAUUUCGCCUAUCUUCCAUUUACUCUUUCCUCAGUCUGAAUUUUAGAUGAUCACAGAAACACAAUUUUAUGAAAAAAAAAAUUUUUUUUUUUCUAAAUCACUAGUUUCCUACUGGUUGCAAAUCAUCUGACAUUUUCUUGUUCAGAGACAGAACAAGAACAUACAUUUGAAUUUGGAUCUACUUACUGACCCUUGUGGUCAAACCUUUCCACUUCUAGUCAGAAUAUUCCCUUUUGGCCAUAAUUAAAUUUGAAAGCUCUGCGAAAUCUUUGUAGAAUCUUAGAGGCUUGAUGAUGAUGAUGAUGAUGAUGGUGUUGGUGAAGAUAAGAAAGAAUAACAGUAAAAUCCUGUCUUGUGACCCAAAGGCCACCAUGACUUAUGGCACAAAUCACUGUGGGAAACAAUAUAUCUAUAUAUAUUUUUUUGUAAUGAGGAAGGUAGCCUUUGAAUACUCCUAUUAUUAGCAGAAUUGUAUUAUGAGAAUUAAGAUUAUUGUACGAUUGAAACAUGAAAGAACUCAUGUCUUUGUUAGUAACAUCUAAGAUAGUCACAUUUACAUGCACUUAGAACUCUGAGGGUGGAUUGAUUUUUAUCAGGGCUUUCUUUGUUUUGAUUUGUGGCUGUUGCUGAUUUUUUUUCAUACGUGGAAAUAUACCUACCUCUUCUGUCGGAAAGAACAUUUAAAAUGAAAUAAAUUUUACUUAAAAAAAAUCAAGGAGUCCUCUAAUGUAAAUUUUAAUUUUAACUUUCCAAUUUACUUUUUAUUUUAUUUUAUUUACAAAUAGCUCAACCAAACAUUUCUGUGAUGUUAUCCAUCUCUUUCAAUGUGUCUAACUCUGAGUAAUGCUUACUUCCCCUUGUGACUACGUUGCAAAAAAUCUUCCUUAUCAACUAGAAAAGAAGUGUAAAUGCAUUUUGGUGCAAUAUCUUGACUCCUUGGUGCUAAUGAUUGCAAAAUUCAAUGCUUGCCGCUACAAGGUGUUACUUAGUAAUACACGAUGAGAAAAAUUGAGACCAAGUCGUAUCUCUCAAGUCCAAUGUGGUGUUUACAAAGGAUGUAUCUCAUGUAAUUGAAACGGGUGACUGGAAGACUGCAGAAGAGACGUUGUUCCACAUUUUUUUUUUUUUUUACACAGAUAAAUUUGUUAGGGAACGUCACAGAGGGAUCAUAUGGAAAGAGAAAAUGUGACAAAAAUUAGCAUGAAUAUUUCUAAAUCUUUCAACUUGUCAAAUCUGCAUGUGUAGGAUGUCUGCUGUUUGUACAGACUUUCAGAACAUUUUGUAAAUUAUAAAGUAUUUAUUGUGCAUUGAGAUUCCAUUUUCCCCCAAGGGCAUGCAGUCACGAACAUUACAAAAACGAGCAGCACAUGCAAUCGUGCUGUCUAAGAGGAUCAACACUUUGUUUUUUGCCAGUGUGUAAUGACUAGAGAUGUGUAAAUCUUUGCGAACAUUCUGUACUGGCUUCCCAGACGCCUUCACUCCCUGCUAUUCAAUUUCAGCACAAUAAAUACACUACUGCUGUGGGAAAA
Messenger RNA from Mastomys coucha (southern multimammate mouse), 3011 nucleotides. RefSeq names its product ELOVL fatty acid elongase 4 (gene Elovl4). Gene Ontology annotation, cellular component: endoplasmic reticulum membrane; endoplasmic reticulum. Gene Ontology annotation, biological process: fatty acid elongation, polyunsaturated fatty acid; sphingolipid biosynthetic process; fatty acid elongation, monounsaturated fatty acid. NCBI's taxonomy places the organism in Eukaryota, Metazoa, Chordata, Mammalia, Rodentia, Muridae. The transcript has 6 exons. Gene Ontology annotation, molecular function: fatty acid elongase activity. The record is from RefSeq and is a predicted model, not a curated record. Bases 258 to 1196 code for a protein of 312 amino acids.